Molecule: messenger RNA, 2234 nt
Organism: Nelumbo nucifera (sacred lotus)
Lineage: Eukaryota; Viridiplantae; Streptophyta; Magnoliopsida; Proteales; Nelumbonaceae
Gene: ABC1
Product: ABC transporter 1
Biological process (GO): ubiquinone biosynthetic process
Source: RefSeq, a predicted model, not a curated record
UGGCUUGGUUCUUUUCUUCCUCUCUAUUUCAUUUCGAGCGUGUAAAUAAUAACCGCCACGUUCUUAUUGGGAAAUAACCAGCUGAUCCCGACGCCACGUAUACCCUGCCGCCUCUGAUUCGCUGAAGGCUGCUCUGGUCGCUACUUUAUCCUUGGGCUCAAAUAUCACGCGCAUGCACCAUAGGUAUCCUUCGUUAACGGACAAGUUCGUUUCCUUCUCCCUGUAUUGUUCUUUCCAUGGCGUCGCUCCAGGACCUCCGGCGACUUCUCAAUGGUGUCUCUCUCAUUGCAACAGAAAUUGCCAAACGCUCCCAAGCCCUCGAGAGCGCCAAAAAUGGAGACUUUGAAGCCCUAGUCUCUUCAUCCGCGAAGAAAUUCGUUCUCUCGGUUACAGAUUUAACUGGGCUGACCAAAGGAAAGAUUAAGGAGUUCUCUAUUCCCAGCUCGAAGGAAGCCGUUGUUUACUUCACGAACCCUUCUGAGUUCGGAGAUUCCAACCCAACCAAGGAUGAACGAAUCAUCGUUUUGGACCAGGAGGUUGAGAAUUCAUCCAAAUUUAGUUCGAACGAUAGCGGAGAAGUUAGGGAUCUCGAGAUACCAAUCAAAGAUAUUGCAGGGAAAAAGUUCCAACCGGUUUCUUCUUCUGCAGAUACUAACACUGACCGUGUUCCUGAAUUCGAGAACUUGAGCGGAAAUAAUUCAGAAGCUAAAGAACGCCAUACCGAACAAUCCCCAGUAAGGAGUGGUAUAGCCGAAAGAGCUGAAGUGGGAGUUUCAUCAGUGAAGAGGAAGCCUCGGGAGAGGAGAGUUCCUUCAACUCCUUUCAGCAGAGCACUUGGGUUUGCUGGUCUGGGAGCUGGACUUGCAUGGGGAACCAUCAAAGAGUCUGCUAAGAGACUUGCCUUUGGAACAAAUUCACAAGACAAAGAAUAUUUUUCACCAUUUUUAUCUGAGCAGAAUGCUGAACGUUUGGCUCUUGCACUAUGUAGAAUGCGUGGUGCGGCACUCAAAUUGGGGCAGAUGUUGAGUAUUCAGGAUGAGUCCCUUGUACCUGCUCCGAUUUUGGCUGCUUUGGAUAUUGUUCGUCAAGGUGCAGAUGUAAUGCCCAGAAGUCAGCUGAAUCAAGUGUUGGAUACUGAAUUAGGUCGUGAAUGGUCAUCAAAGCUCAGGAGUUUUGAUUAUGAGCCAAUGGCUGCUGCAAGUAUAGGCCAGGUCCACCGUGCUGUCACAAGGGAUGGUUUGCAGGUUGCAAUGAAAAUACAAUACCCGGGUGUUGCUGAUAGCAUCGAAAGUGAUAUUGAGAAUGUGAGGUUGCUUUUGGACUAUACAAAUCUUAUUCCAAAAGGGCUUUAUCUAGAUAGAGCUAUGAAGGUGGCAAAGGAGGAACUAUCUCGAGAAUGUGACUACAAGUUGGAGGCGACAAAUCAAAACCGAUUCUGUGAACUGCUAUCCAACAUCGAAGGCUUCUAUGUUCCUAUGGUCAUUGAUGAUCUUUCAAGUAAAAGAGUCUUAACAACGGAACUUGUCUCUGGAGUCCCUAUUGAUAAGGUAGUAGUUUUGCCCAAGGAAACUCGUGAUUAUGUAGGGAAAAAGCUGCUUGAGUUGACAUUGAUGGAAUUGUUCGUUUUCCGUUUCAUGCAGACCGAUCCUAAUUGGAGCAAUUUUUUAUAUGAUGAAGAUACAAAGGUGAUCAAUCUCAUUGACUUCGGGGCUGCCCGAGACUACCCAAAGAGUUUCGUUGAUGACUAUUUAAGAAUGGUGCUUGCAUGUGCAGACUGUGACAGAGAUGUGGUAAUAGAGAUGUCACGGAGGCUUGGAUUCCUUACGGGGAUGGAGUCUGAAGUAAUGCUAGAGGCACAUGUUCAGGCUGCCUUUGUUGUGGGGUUGCCGUUCUCAAAGCCAGGUGGGUAUGACUUCCGCUCCACCACAAUCACCAAGAGCAUUACCAACCUCGGGGCUACGAUGCUUAAGCACAGACUGACCCCACCACCCGAUGAGGCCUACAGUCUUCAUAGGAAGCUCUCAGGUGCAUUCUUGGCUUGCAUCAAGCUGGGGGCUGUUGUACCUUGUAGAGAAUUGUUGCUUGAAAUCUAUAGGCAGUAUCAAUUUGGUGAUGAUAUAGGUGAGAUCUUGACAAGCAGCACGAUGUCAUGAUAUGUCGAUCUUCAAUUUUUAUCAAUUGAUUGAUUUAUAUAAUAAUUUUGGGAUGCAAUCGUGUAUCCCCAUUCCCUUUUA